Messenger RNA from Gekko japonicus, 2123 nucleotides. It is a transcript of the gene SFRP2, whose product is annotated as secreted frizzled-related protein 2. Lineage: Eukaryota; Metazoa; Chordata; Lepidosauria; Squamata; Gekkonidae. The record is from RefSeq and is a predicted model, not a curated record. Bases 228 to 1112 code for a protein of 294 amino acids. The transcript has 3 exons. Gene Ontology annotation, biological process: canonical Wnt signaling pathway; non-canonical Wnt signaling pathway; negative regulation of canonical Wnt signaling pathway. Gene Ontology annotation, molecular function: Wnt-protein binding.
UGGUGUGCAGAGCGGAGUGGGCAGUGUAUGGCCAUCGGUGGCGAGCAAGCGGGAGGCCGCCGGCGUGCUCGGGAGGGAAGCUGCAUGUAGCCUGCGGGAGGCUGCGCCUUUCUGCCUUGAGCCCUCGCUGCCUUCGCAGCCGCCUUUCGCCGCCCCCUCCUCGCCUCUCGGGAGCCCCAUUCGGAGCCGCGGGCCGCCUGCAGCGCCCCCCAGCCCUUCUCUCCGAGAUGCACCGACGCGACCUUGUCCUGUGCCUGGUCUUCCUGGCCGCGCCAUGCCUCGGCUCGACCCGCGGGCUCUUCCUCUUCGGGCAGCCCGAGUUCUCCUACAAGCGGUCCAACUGCAAGCCCAUCCCCGCCUCCUUGCUCCUGUGCCGGGGGAUCGAGUACCCCAACAUGAGGCUGCCCAACUUGCUGGGCCACGAAACCAUGCAGGAAGUGCUGGAGCAAGCGGGCGCCUGGAUCCCGCUGGUGCAGAAGCAGUGCCACCCGGACACGCGCAAGUUCCUCUGCUCCCUCUUCGCGCCCGUCUGCAUCGACGACCUGGACGAGACCAUCCAGCCCUGCCACUCGCUCUGCGAGCAGGUGAAAGACAGCUGCGCUCCGGUCAUGUCCGCCUUCGGCUUCCCCUGGCCAGACAUGCUGGACUGCAGCCGCUUCCCCCAGGACAAUGAUCUGUGCAUCCCCCCGGCUAGCAGCGAGCACAUCCUCCCCACUCCCAGGGAAGCACCCAAAGUCUGUGAUGCCUGCAAAAGCAAGAAUGAGGAUGACAAUGAAAUUGUGGAAAACCUUUGCAAAAAUGACUUUGCCUUGAAGAUAAAAGUGAAGGAGAUCGCCUACAUCAAUGGGGACACCAAGAUCACUCCGGAAACAAAGAGCAAAACCAUCUACAAGCUGAACGGUGUGACAGAAAGGGAUCUGAAAAAGACUGUGCUGUGGCUCAAAGGUGGCCUUCAGUGUACCUGUGAUGAGAUGAAUGAUAUAAAUGCACCCUAUUUAGUGAUGGGACAGAGGCUGGCAGGAGAGCUGGUGAUCACCUCAGUAAAGCGGUGGCAGAAAGGCCAGAGGGCAUUCAAGAGAUUCUCACGCAGCAUCCGCAAGUUGCAGUGCUAGUCACUUCCGGCCUUGCUGCCUUCAGUCCCUAGCGCACUCCUUAAUCCCUUGCACCUUCCUCUUUCUUCAGCAACAAUGCACAGCGGGCAUGGGAGAGGAAGACCCAUUUUAAAAAACGAAAGGGAGGUCAGUUUUGUACAUAUAGUAAAACUAUAAUUAAAAAAAAUCAUGACUAUUUUUGUGAAGUAUUAAAAUAUCUUGCUUAGAGCUAGUUCUUUGCAUUGGUUCAGAACGUGACCUGAAACUUAGGGGGGGGAAAUCUGUCAUUUUGGUUUUUUGUUUCGAACUGUCCCGCAAUACAUUCUAUAUCACUACAUUUCUGUAUAGGUUAUAUUAAGAAUGAGUGUGUUGAGAAUAAGGUGUGAGUGUUAGGUUCAGUUUUUUGGUACAAAGCCACCACGAAGAGAUGUGACCCUGUCGUUUUGGGGAAGUAGUACCUCCACAAUAUCAUCACCAGUAAGGGUUGCUGAGUGGACAUGAUGGGAAAAGUUGCUUAGUGGUGAUUUUUCCACAUCAAAUCAGGGCUGUGGGAAAAGAGAGAGCUUGAAACUUGGACUCUUGCCUGAUUAUUGGUCACAAUCCCAUGCAGAGCUGAGCAUGCUUCAGUCUAUUAAUUUCAACUGGGCUUCAGGUUUCUGUUGAAGUGUGGCCAUUAUGGCUUAAUUUGGCCUUGAAUAUUAGGCCUAAUUUUGUCUCGUUUGGAGUGAUAUGCCAUCUAUUUCUAUUACACUAUAGAAAAAUCCACUGUUGCAUGUGCUACUUAUGAAGAAACUUCACCAAUAAAAGUAUAUUAACAGUUUUUUACACAGUAUUUUAUACAAACCGAUCAAUAACAAGAAUUGUAAACUGACUGAAAGCACAUUUCAGGGGAGGUUUUGUGUUUUUCUGGUGCUUUUGCCUUCCCAAAGUAAACUUUUUUUCCAGCCUGUAAUAUAAUUAGUAGUUAUUCUGAAAGAGUUGUAAAAUAUUACUUUAAACAAAUCUUGUAAAUAUUUCCAGAUAAACCUUAUA